UAUGCCCCACUCUGUCUUCCUGCCCUUUGGAUUAUCGCUUGUUAAAAGGAUUAUUCUCUUGGUCUUGCCUGCGUUUCACCUGUUGCUCCUGUUUGACCCUGCCUGCUCGACUAUGUAUCUGUCUCGUCCAUUGAAUAAAGGCUCGCACAUGGAUCUGCUCGCCUCUCGUCUCUCAUUGCCCGUUACAGAACAAUCUGUCACUACAGGAUCCAGCAGCUUCACCCUCGGACAUUCCUCUGAUAUGGACACGGACAGAAUUCUAUGCAGAAUCAAACAGCGAUCACACACACUCGAACAGUAUACCCCCCCUCCAUGCACGACUGAGACGCGAGGGCCCGCGCUCGUCACUGGAGGCUUUUUUGAACUUUGCACUGUUGUGUGUGGGUUCGCCGUGCACCGUGGGGGUCGCGCAGAGGGCGCUCGAGCAAUGGCGGUGACAGCGGUGCCCGUUCACAAAAUGGCGGCGACUGAGGUGCCCGUUCACAAGAUGGUGGCAGCGCCGGCGCGCGCUCACAAGAUGGUGGCGACGGCGGAGUCCGUUCACAAGAUGCCGGCGAGAACAGAGCUCCGUCACGUCACAGCCGCCAUACCAGAGCCAAGUCAAGUCAAGUUGCAGCUGCAUUUCCCGAGUCAAGUCAAGUUUCCAAGUCAAGUCAAGUUGCAGCUGCAUUUCCCGAGUUAAGUCAAGUCAGAUUGCAACUGUUUCCUGUGUCAAGUCAAGCUGGAGCUAUGUUUCCGGCGUCAAGUCAAGUCAGAACCGCUCUUAAGGCAAGUCAAGCUAAAACUGUGUUUUCUGUUUCAAAUCAAGCCAGAACUGUUGUUCCUGUGUCAAGUCAAAUUACAGCUGUCGCUUCUGUCUCAAGUCAAGCUACAGCCACCUUUCCUGAGCCACUGCACAAGAUGGCUGCCACGCCAGAGCCACUGCACAAGAUGGCUGCCACGCCAGAGCCAUUGCACAAGAUGGCUGCCACACCAGAGCCACUGCACAAGAUGGCCACCGUCUCCAAGCCACUCCACAAGAUGGCUGCCGUCUCCAAGCCACUCCACAAUAUGGCUGCCAUUCCAGAACCUGUGGUCAGCACCCGGACGCCACCUGUGGUCAUGAUGGCCCACGUGCUGGACACACCCCUAAUGACAGUAUAGGCAGCCAAAGUGGCGCUCCUUCAUGUCGCGGCGGCUACCCCUGAGUCAAGUCAAGGCACAGAGUCAAGUCAAGACACAGCUGCCGUUCCCCACGAGUCAAGCCAGGUCACAGCUGUUCCCCACGAGUCAAGCCAAGUCACAGUUGUUCCCCACGAGUCAAGUCACGCUACAGCUGUUGUUCCUGAGCCAAGCCAUGUUGUUCACGAGUCAAGUCCCGGUACAGCGGAUCUCCAUGAGCCAAGCCAGGUUAUAGCAGAUCCUCAUGAGCCAAGUCAAACUGCUGCUGUUAUUCCAGAGCCAAGUCGAGCUUCAGCCGCUGCUCCAGAGUCAAGUCAGGCUACAGCUGUAGCUUCCGAGUCCAGUCAAGCUUCCGAGUCCAGUCAAGCUUCCGAGUCCAGCAACGUCAAGGCGGUCGUUCCUGCGUCAAGCAACGUCAAGGCUGUCGUUCCUGCGUCAAGCAACGUCAAGGCUGUCGUUCCUGCGUCAAGCAACGUCAAGGCUGUCGUUCCUGAGCCAAGUAAAGUCAUUGUUAACCUUCACAAGCCAAGUGAAGUCAGGGCCGCUCCUCCUGAGUCGAGCAAGGUCACAGCCGUGGUUCCUGAGUCAAGCAAAGUCACAGUCGUGGUUCCUGAGUCAAGUAAAGUCAUUGAUCUUCACAAGCCAGUUCAAGUCACCGCUGGUCUUCACAUGUCAAAUCAAGUCACUGCUGAUCUCCAUGAGCCAAGUCCAGUCACCGCUGAUCUCCAAGAGUCAAGUCAGUUCACUACUGAUCUUCACGAAUCUGGUCAAGUCACAGCGGCACUUAUUGAGCCAAGUCAAGGUAUUGCUGUUCUUUCAGAGUCAAGUCACGUCCUGCCCGACGGCCCAGAGCCUCCCCAUGUUUCAUCAGACCUCCCAGUGCCUCGUCAUGUCUCGUCUAUUUGUCCAGAGCCAAGUUACGUCUUGUCUGACCUUCCAGAGCCGUGCCAUGCCUCGUCUGACAUCCCAAAAUCACGGCCUAUCAGGAUGGCCAGCGUGCUGGACCCACCACUAGCAUCAGUGAGGGCAGCGAACAUCCCAAUGGCAUUAAUACCUUCUAGA
This is a messenger RNA of Labeo rohita (rohu), 2223 nucleotides long. RefSeq lists its product as uncharacterized. Lineage: Eukaryota; Metazoa; Chordata; Actinopteri; Cypriniformes; Cyprinidae. The record is from RefSeq and is a predicted model, not a curated record. The transcript is spliced from 2 exons. The coding region runs from base 2 to 682 and encodes 226 amino acids.